Molecule: messenger RNA, 1687 nt
Organism: Parasteatoda tepidariorum (common house spider)
Lineage: Eukaryota; Metazoa; Arthropoda; Arachnida; Araneae; Theridiidae
Product: glutamate receptor 3-like
Cellular component (GO): membrane
Molecular function (GO): ligand-gated monoatomic ion channel activity
Source: RefSeq, a predicted model, not a curated record
ACAAGAAAUUAGUACCCAGAUGCUCCGGAUUGCUAUCUUACCAACAGGAUCCACUUUAAUAAAUGAAACCAAUGGUGAAAUUAAAGUGAUUGGAGGGUACGAAUCUUCUCUCUUGGAUAUUCUUAUACAAGGUUUAAAAAUGCCAUAUAAACUUUACGUACCCAAAGAAAAAACAUGGGGUGCUAAAACUCCAGAUGGAAAUUGGACAGGAUUGAUGGGAAUGAUCCAUCGAAAAGAAGUAGACAUAGCAUUAAGCUCAAUGUUCAUAACCGAAUCCAGGCAAGAAAUCGUAGACUUCAGUUUCCCGUGCACUUUCCACACUAUAACAUUUGCCACGAAGCUCCCAGCAACUAUUUCGAAAGGAGACGCUUUCUUUAUGCCGUUUUCAUUGAUGCUGUGGCUUUGUAUAGGAUUUACAUUUAUACUGUUUUUCGUGUUCAUGCGUUUAUAUCCACCAAAUAAAAGUACAUUCCAGGAGGAUAUUUUUAACAUGAUUGGAAUCUUCUUGCACCAACCAGGCUGGUUUGAAGUCCAGACCACAGAUGCCAGAUUUCUUCAGUUGUCUUGGAUGCUAUUUUCACUAUUUAUUUCGUUCAGCUAUACAGUGCUUCUGUUAUCUUUCAUGACGCUGCCGACUCGAGAAAUCGGUAUUCGCACCAUUAAUCAACUAGCAAAAGCAGUAAGCGAAGGGCGUUACAAAGUCGUGACCAUCAAAGGAUCCAGCAUAGCUUUUACUUUGGCUGAAAGCGGGAAAAAACGGGAUGAGAUAAUUGGCAAGAAAAUCAUAAAAAGUAAAUGGUUUGUCGAACCACAAAAAUUGGACUUAGUGAAGUAUAUCAAUAAAAAUAAAGUUAAAACUGCUUUUGUAACAUCAAAGCAUAAUCUUCAUCUUCAAUAUCAAGAUAGUUUCUACGUUUCUAAAGAUUCUUUCUUUAUGGCUCCAUCUGCAAUUGCAAUGAUUAACGGUUUUCCUCUGCGACAUAAAGUAAAUAGCCUGAUAUUAAGAGGAGCGGCUUCUGGAGUCUAUGAUAAAACAUACAACGAAUACGUUUUCCGGAAAAGGUUAAAAAGUUCAGAUGAUGAUGAUUCAGAUUCUGAUAAGCAACUUGGAUUGAACGAUCUAUACGGACUUUUUGUUCUUUUAGUUUUCGGUAACAUUUUAGCUGCCAUUGUUUGUCUAUUUGAACGUAUAAGUUAUAGAAAAAGGCAGAAGAGCAAAGAAAAAAUUUCGAAGAAGUGUAAAAAAGUUUCAAAGAAGUUAAAACAGAAAAAGAUAGUUUUAAUCUUACGUUGAAAUAUUACAUUAAGAAUGAGCUGCUUACGAUGUCUAUGAUAGAACAUGCUAAGAUAUUUUACCUAAAACUUAAAAGGUAUUAUAUACCACGAUGAUGUUUUAGAUUCUAAUAAAUUUCAACUUGGAUUGACUUUUUGUUCUUUUAGUGUUCGGCAAUAUUUUAGCUAGAGUAGCGUGUUUUUUAAAACGUAUAAUUAAUAGAAAAAAGCAGAAGCAUAAAAAAACUUGAAAAAAGUCAUGGAAGAAAAAUGUUUUAAUCUUACAUUGAAGUAUUAUACUAAAAUGAAGCUGUAGAUGUCUACGAUAAGACAUUAUACUAAUAUAUUUUACUUAAGAAAUUAAAAAGUAUCAAUAUAACGAUGACGAUUCGGAUUCUUCAAAAGUAUGGACUUU